Paramecium pentaurelia is the source of this 1178-nucleotide messenger RNA. NCBI's taxonomy places the organism in Eukaryota, Ciliophora, Oligohymenophorea, Peniculida, Parameciidae. The record is from the annotation of a GenBank genome assembly.
AUGAAAAAUAUUCUUUUAACAGCUUUAUUAGUAGCAAUAGUAGUUGCUAGUCUAAGAGGAUCAGACCGAAAGGAACAUAAUAAUCAUAGAGAUUGGAACUAAGAAAGAAAAGGAAGCAAUUCAUAUUCUAGUGGAGAUGAAUAUACUCUUUAUGAUAGUGAUGAUAAAUAUACUCUUUACGAUAGCGAUGAUAAAUAUACACUUUACGAUAGUGAUGAUAAAUAUACACUUUAUGACAGUGAUGAUAAGUAUACUCUUUAUGACAGUGCCGAUGAAGAAUAUCCUGUUUAUGAAAGUGAUGAUAAAUAUACCCUUUAUGACAGUGCAGAUGAAGAAUAUCCUGUUUAUGAAAGUGAUGAUAAGUAUACUCUUUAUGAAAGUGAUGAUAAGUAUACUCUUUAUGACAGUGCCGAUGAAGAAUAUCCUGUUUAUGACAGUGAUGAUAAAUAUACACUUUACGACAGUGAUGAUGAAUAUACACUUUAUGAUAGUGAAUCUAGUGGAAGUAGUUCAGAUAGCGAAUCUGAGUCUUAAGAAUUUAAACAUAGAAAAAAUGGUCACAAUCAAAGACAUAAUAAAUUUGGAAGAAGAGGACCUAUGAGAGGUGGAUUCCAUAAUAGAGAUCAAUAGAACAAUAAUAAAAAACAUCCACAUCCUCCUAGACCUCAAGAUGAGUUCCCAAGAAAAGUUUUCUAGAAUUUAAGAAAAACUGGAAAAGUUAUUUUAGAAGAAUGGAACAUCACUUAGGAUCCAUCACUUAAAAAUGAGAUCAGAGCUGUAUUAAUUGCAAAUUUAGAAAAUUAACUACCUGUUGCUUAAGUUCUAACUCCUACAGAAGUUGUAUCUGGGCCUGCUGAACCCAUUAACACAAUCUAAAGAGAACAUAAUCCUCAUCCUCAUCCACCUACUCCUCCUCGUCCAUAACCUCAAGAUGAGUUUGCUAGAUAGGUUUUCGAAACUCUUCAUUAGAUUGGAUUUGAAAUUCUUGAAUAAUGGAGGAUAGAGUAAGAUGUGGAAGUUAAAAAUCAAAUUAGAGCCAAUUUGAUUUAAUAACUUAGUGAUCUUAUUCCAGUUUAACCAUUGGAAGUAUCAACUACCAUUUUAGAUGCUCCUCUCUAACUUGAAACUGUCUAUGAACAUUCAGUCCCAAGAUUAGCUGAUGAGAAUGGAAAUUGAUA